AUGGCCGGCUUCCACAGGCGUUUCACUGAGCGAGUACUGGACAGUGGGCGGCUGCACCAUCACCCCCUUGGCGCUCGGUACACCGGGAGGCUGUGGGGAGAAGGGGGAGGCAGUAGCCGCGCUCCCCUGGGAGAAGUGCUACCCUCGAAAGCAGACGGGACAGGGCAAGACGAGACGCCAUCAAGGCAGCCCCGAGCACCGCCGAGGACAGGGGAGCGACAGCGUCGCCGCGCGUGCGAGCGAUCGCUAGAAAAAGACCAGCGCGAUCCCGAGUGCGCUACCUCAUUGGCUCUCGUUUCUCUGCCGCCCGCUGAUUGGCGAACAAUUCUACCCACGCGCUCUGUCUUCCUUCCUAUUGGCUUCUGCUUCCCGCUCAACCUCUGGUUGCCAGCUGCUGGGGCGGUACUUGCCGCUCCCUGUUGCGCAGCGCCGUCCCCUCAGGGCAGGGAUGGCGGUGGCGAGCGGGGGUGGCACCUCCCAGGCGGUGAAAAAAAAACCGGCGACACCUCCCUUCUCACCAGCGCCACAACGUGGCCCUUGAAGCGCUACGGCCGCUUCCUACCCCCGACGGACAGCGAUGUUGAAGGGCAAAACACCUCCUCUUGGAAGGUUUUUGAAUCUAAUGAAGAAUCAGGCCAUCUCAUCCUUACCAUUGUUGUAUCUGGCCAUUUCUUUAUUUCCCAAGGGCGAACAGUACUGGAAGGCUUUUCAUUAAUUGAUUCCCACAAGUGGCUAAAGAUAGUAAGAAGAGCAGACUGCCUGCUGCUUCAUGCACAGUCAAAGAAUGAAUGCCGCAUAUUUCGUGUUCAGUUUGGUGGAGAUUCGAAAGAAAAGAUGCUGGAACACUGCUGCAGUUGCAUUCAGAAACUUGCAGGGUACGUACCGGUUCAAGUAACCGAUGAACAAAGCCAGAAGCUGCAUAAUGGUGAAAAACAAGUAAAGGACACUGAACAAAAUGCAUCAUCUCCACAUAUACCAGAUGAGCCUCUACCAGAUUCCCACCUGGGAGAAAGAAGAUCUGUAACACAGCUAGCGCAGUCUGUGCUGAAAAAGCAGUCUGAGCUGCCCCUCGUGCAUCAGCAUUCCACAUGGAGCACGCAGGAGCUGGGGCCCUUCAUUCGCUUAUGCCUGAUGGACCAGAAUUUCCUGGCUUUUGUGGAAGAUGUGGAGAAGGAAUUGAAAAAACUUGCAGAAGGCUGA
Molecule: messenger RNA, 1200 nt
Organism: Egretta garzetta (little egret)
Lineage: Eukaryota; Metazoa; Chordata; Aves; Pelecaniformes; Ardeidae
Gene: REC114
Product: REC114 meiotic recombination protein
Exons: 7
Coding region: 1-1200 (399 amino acids)
Source: RefSeq, a predicted model, not a curated record